AAAGAUUAAGGUCUUAGAGUGUUAUUACUUUUUGACUAUUGGGACGCCCGGAAAGUUCGUGCCGAUAUUCGAUAGGUGGUAUUAGGACAUGUCUGAAUAUAUUAGAAUGAUUGAAAACUAAUGACAUGUGUACAUAUCCUAAAAGGUGAUGUUUCAAACACCUUUAGAAAAAAAUUUGAUUAGGAUACAUUAACUUUUGUUAGUUUUAGCGCUCUUAAAUAUGGAAGGAAACAAAGUGCAUUGUAAGCAUUUGAUGCUUUUCUUCUACCGGAAAGGCAAAAAUGCCACACAAACAGCAAACAAGAUAUGCGCUGUUUAUGGUGACGAUGCUAUAGUUGACAGAACUGUGCGGAAAUGGUUUGCUAGGUUUAAAGUUGGUGAUUUCAACCUUGAAGAUCAAGAACGCCCGGGUAGGCCCUCCACCACUGAUGAAGAUCAGGUCAAAACACUAGUCGAGAAUAAUCCAUGCUAUACGAUACGUGAAUUAGCAAAAAUAUUAAAAAUAUCAAGGUCCACCACCCAUGAGCAUUUUGUGAAGCUUGGCUAUAUAAACCGUUUUGAUGUAUGGAUUCUUCACGAUUUAAUGGAAAGAAAUCUACUAAUGGAUCGCAUUUCCAUUUGCAACUCGCUCUAUAAACACAAUGAGGAGACAUCAUUUUUGAAGCAAGUAGCGACGGGGAAUGAAAAAUGGAUUAUUUAUAACAAUGUUGAGAAGAAAAGAUCUCGGGGAUGGCGGAAUGAAUCACCUUUAGCCAUCCCAGAAGCCAGUCUUCAUCCGAAAAGGUCAUGCUCUGUGUCUGAUGAAGGGAAUCUUGUAUUAUGAGCUUCUACCAAGCAACCAAACGAUAAAUUCGGAAAAGUGUUACUCGCAAUUAGACGAGUUAAAGACAGCAAUUGAAGAAAAACGUUCAGAACUAACAAAUCAGAAGGGCGUCGUGUUUCAUCGGGACAAAACGCGGCCUCAUGUAUCUCUAACUACUCGACAAAAGCUGUUGGAGCUUGGUUGGAAUGUGCUAACCCACCCACCAUAUUCACCAGACAUUGCACCCUCAGAUUUUCACCUAUUUAGGUCAUUACAAAAUUCCCUUAAUGGUAAAAACUUUACCUCUUUGGUCAACAUAAAAAAUCAUAUUGAAAAUUUUUUCACCGAAAAAUCUGAAAGGUUCUGGGAGGAUAGAAUAUUCAAGUUGCAUGAAAGAUCGAGAAAGGUUGUGGAACAAAAUGGCACCUAUAUAAUUCAAUAAAUGUAUAUUGAAAUUUAAAUGUGCUGUGUUUAAAUCUUCCUUAAAAAUCGGAACAAACUUUCCGAGAGACUCAAUAUAUAAAUUGUUUGAU
This is a messenger RNA of Bombus huntii, 1335 nucleotides long. RefSeq names its product histone-lysine N-methyltransferase SETMAR-like. Gene Ontology annotation, biological process: DNA recombination. Gene Ontology annotation, molecular function: DNA binding; DNA strand exchange activity. The record is from RefSeq and is a predicted model, not a curated record. Lineage: Eukaryota; Metazoa; Arthropoda; Insecta; Hymenoptera; Apidae. The transcript has a single exon. The coding region runs from base 221 to 823 and encodes 200 amino acids.